CCCUUGAGUUGGUAUGACAGAAACUCAUUACGCCGCUUUCCCGACUUUCCCGGGAAGACAGAUAAGCGGGAGGCGGAGGACUUGACAAGGGGAAAAAGGAGGUGGCGCCCUCGUGCCUCGCCGAAGCCUGGCCCGCCCUAAUUUCUUUCCAGUCUGACUUCAACCGCUGGAUUCCGGGCUGGUUUUUGCUAACCCUUCCCGCCACAGCCUGCUUUCCCCGCAGCCAUGAACCGCGCGGGGAAGAAAAACGAGGAGACUCUCAUCGAGAUGGGGCAGACCAACGACGGAGAAGAAAGUAAUGGACCUUUGUUUGAAAGUACAUCAAAUACAGAUUCAGAAUUUCCUGGCAAUUCUGAGGGCCUAAGUACCACUGAGACCACAUUGCUCAUCUCUGACCUUCAAGGGAUUGAUAAGAGGCACCAAAGCAAGGAUUCUGUUUUCUUCAGAGAUGGUAUACGGAGAGUAGAUUUUGUACUUACUUACGUGGAUGACCCAAAAAUUGAUGGAGAAAAAAAAGCGGAUCGAAGGCGAACGUUUGAGAGCAAUCUAGUAAAAAAAGGUCUGGAACUAGAAACUGAAGAUAAGAAGGAGUCUGAAAAUGGCAAAACGUAUUUUGUGAAGAUUCACGCCCCGUGGGAAAUUCUGAUCACAUAUGCAGAAGUGCUCAACAUCAAAAUGCCCAUCAAGGAGAAUGAUAUUCCUUGCGCGGUGGAGAACCCCUUGGAGUGCAUAUCCUGGCCAUUUAGGCUACCAGAGAUUGUGAUGCACCCUGAACCCGACUACUUUACAGCACCAUUUAGCAAAGAAAGACAGGAAUUGUACCUCAUUGAAGAUGAGAAUACGUUUUUCUCCCCAUCUGUCAGAAACAGAAUAGUUUUUUAUAUUUUAACAAGGUGCCUAUAUGGAACAGAAGAAGGGAAGAGGAAGUUUGGAAUCAAAAGACUUCUCAGUAAUGGCACCUACUCUGCUGCUUACCCUCUUCACGAUGAAGUAUUACGGAGAGAAGAUUGGAAUUUAUUUUGCCUGGUUGGGUUUUUAUACUGAGAUGCUAUUCUUUGCUGCUAUUGUUGGGUUCAUUUGUUUUCUGUAUGGCUUGUUCACAAUGAAUGAAAAUAUGAGCAGCAAAGAAAUAUGUAAUCCAAGUAUUGGUGGAGAAAUUAUCAUGUGUCCAUUAUGUGAUCGAAAAUGUGAUUACUGGAGGCUGAAUUCUACUUGUGAGUCUUCACAGUAUUCCCAUUUGUUUGACAACGUGGCAACCCUCUUUUUUGCAAUAUUUAUGGGCAUCUGGGGAGGUAGAACUGUUUAAGAGGAACAGCAUUCAUGACUAUGGAAAACUGAGCUUGUUAUACUUUGGAGUAUUGUUUUGGAUCUCUUUAAUCAUAGCGAGCAUGAUAGCUGUGAUAGUUUACCGCCUUGCAGUCUAUGCUGCUUUUGCCAGCAUCAUGGAGAACACAGAAACCCUGCAACCCAUUCGAGGUUUGUUGACACCACAACUGGCAACGUCAGUCACAGCAUCAUUCCUCAAUUUUAUCAUCAUUAUGAUAUUGAAUUUCCUAUAUGAGAGGAUAGCCAUCUGGAUCACAGAUAUGGAAAUACCAAGAACCCACUAUGAGUAUGAAAACAGACUUACUAUGAAGAUGUUCCUUUUUCAGUUUGUCAACUACUACUCUUCAUGCUUCUAUGUAGCUUUUUUCAAAGGGAAAUUUGUAGGAUACCCUAGUUCUUAUACAUACAUGUUCAAUCGCUGGAGAAAUGAAGAGUGUGAUCCUGCAGGAUGCUUGAUUGAACUGACAACCCAGCUCACCAUCAUCAUGGCUGGCAAACAGAUCUGGGGUAAUAUUCAAGAAGCUAUAGUCCCCUGGAUCUAUAAUUGGUGGGGUCGUCGGAAGGCAAGAAGCAACCCAGAGAAUUUAUACAGUCGAUGGGAGCAGGAUCAUGAUUUGCAGAGCUUUGGAGCAUUGGGUCUCUUCUAUGAAUAUCUAGAAAUGGUUAUUCAGUUCGGAUUUAUUACUCUGUUUGUGGCCUCUUUUCCUUUGGCACCACUACUUGCUCUGAUGAACAACAUCUUGGAGAUUAGAGUUGAUUCUUGGAAACUUACAACUCAGUUUCGAAGGCCUGUGGCAGCCAAAGCUCAUAGCAUAGGAAUUUGGCAAGAAAUCUUAAAUGGGAUGGCUAUCUUAUCUGUUGUCACAAACGCUUUUAUUGUAGCCUUCACAUCUGAUAUGAUUCCUCGAUUGGUAUACUAUUAUGCCUAUUUUGUGGAUUCUGACUUACCCAUGUCUGGAUACAUUAAUAAUAGCCUUUCAGUAUUCCGAAUCUCAGAUUUUCCUGAAAAACACAAACCUGAACAGAAUUCAGGCAAAUUUACCAGUUGCAGGUACAGGGAUUAUCGAUAUCCACCAGACCAUGAGAAGCAGUACAUGCACACAAUGCAAUUCUGGCACAUCCUGGCUGCAAAAAUGGCUUUUAUAAUUAUUAUGGAGCAUGUUGUCUUCAUUGUAAAAUUCUUUGUGGCCUGGAUGAUUCCAGAUGUCCCAUCUGAGGUGAAGGCUAAAAUAAAACGUGAGAAGUACUUAACACAAAGAAUCUUACACGAGUAUGAACUCAAUAAAUUGAAACAGAAGUUGUUUGAAGGUAGGACCUGUGCCAGCAUGGAAAAGGAAGUCAUAGCUAGUGAAGGAAUAGUGGAGUUAUCAGAAGCCAUGUAACUCGAAGUGGGACUCUUUGCCUGGAAUUGCAGCCUGUGAAAGUUUGUUGUCCAGAAUCUCCAAUGAGCUCUAUCCAUAGUAUGCCUUGAAAGCUUUCUGGUAUUUUUAACCAAUCUACUUCCUAAAAAUAUUUAGGAAGGAGACAAUAUGGUUUGACUGUUGGGCAGUCCACAUACCUUCUCCACCUGCCCCACCUUUGUUUGGGCUCUUUAACUCUGAAGGCUUCAGUUUAUGUCACAGCAUUUUCUCUCCCACUGCCUUGUCUUUGUAAGACUAUGCUUUCUUGGAAAUACUAUUAUCUUAAGUGCUUUUGGAAUGAAUAGUUCCCAGAUCUCUGUGAUGUAAGCAGGAGUUCAAAAACAUAAACUGUAAAUACCGAAAGGGCUUACCCCUUGUUAGGUUUGGAGAGUUGCCAAGAAAGAUACAAAAUUCUCCCAACCCAGAUUUUUUUAUGAGUGCAUGCAUAAAUCAAAUGAUAAGGCCAAGAGUCUGAUGUGAGGUCUUCCACUUAUUGCACGGUCAACUCAUGGUGCUACAGAUGGAAAGGAAAUUGUGGUGUUUUAUCAUUGUCUUGGGAUUUUAAAGAACACCAACAGAUUAUGGUGGCCCUUACUCAUUUUAAAAUGACUGUUCCCAAAUUUAAAAUCCUACUCAGCCUAUUAAUAAUUGUUAGCUUUGGUGCAAUUGAGAGGAUUUAGCAAAGCAAGAACAUAUAUAUUAGAGAAACUUCUUUGGAAAGUUUAUUCCAAGAGGUAAAUGUUAGAAAAUCAGAUGCCUUGCUCAGUAUUAAAGAAGUACUAUUCUAUAAUUCUCUGCUUGCCCAUAGGCGCUAUUGUGUACUUUUUGAGCUUCAUAAGGUAUUCAAGCAUUUAAUACUUGGAAAAUCUUACACAUAUCAUGAAUAUAUUUCUGUUGCACAAAUAUGCACCUUUGAAUGCCUUUUUGAAGUGGACAGUCUAUUUGCCUGUUUUUAAAGGCUCAAAUAACAAUUAUAGAUUAUUUUUCAAUGGGGUACAAUUAGAAUUUGAUUACCUUUUAAAGCAAAACUCAAAACCAAAACUAAUGUGAAAUUUAGAUAGAAAGUAUUUGAUAAACACCCAAACCACUGAAUUGAUAUGAAUUUUUGUCCACUAAUAUGCUAUUUUAACAUACUUAAAUAUUAAAAUAGCAUAUUUUCAAAUAUCUAAAGAAGGGCUACCAGCAAAGCCAUUUCUUGUGACUCUGCCUUAAAAGUUGAUCUAUUUCUUUGUAAAGAGUAUGUAUCCUUAGUAAUUAAUGAAUGAAAUAUUAUGCACAUUAUUUUAGUCACAGUCCCAAUGCUAAGAAAUUGUGAUUGUUUAAAUAUUGUCAAGGAAUGUAUCCUUAAAAGGGGUAUGUUAAAACAAUUUUGAAGAUUUAUUGUCUUAUUUAUCAAUUUUGUGUGUCUUGUGUAUGUGAAACUAAUUAUAAGCCUUUUACAUUUGGUUUCCUUGUUUUGUUAUAUAACUUUAAAGAUAUGCAACUAUUUUUGAAAAUUCACUACAAUUUUAUAGCCAAAUCUAUUUUGCCAUUGCUUAGUGCCUUUUGUAUAUUCAUUUAAAAAACAAAGAAUGGGUGUGAAAAUGUUAGUUCUUUUAAUCAUAUAGCAUAAUGUUAUAUAAAAAUCAGUUCACAGGUAUCAUGUGGUUAGCAGCUUUUAUACUCAAUCAUGUCUAUCAGUAACUUAUCCAGACAGGAGCAAGUUUUGCAAAUUUCCAAUUGAGUUAAUUCUUUAUAAUUAAUUAAACUGAAUUUUAAUCCAGGAAUAUAAACAUUACUGGAUUUAUCAAUCAAAAUGAAGCAUGUUGGACAUCAUAUUUCACUAAGAUAAAGUAUUUGUACUAAUCAACUAUUUAAUAUUGGAAAUUCCAGUCAGCAUGUGAAUCAGAAUUUCUGUUUAUUACAGUAAAAGAGGUAAAAUUAUACCCUCAAAAUACUAUCAAAAAUUUUCUUUUAGAUUGAUAAAACAGCAUUAUUCGCAGAUUUAUGUAUACAGUGCUGCUUGAACACUACAAAAUCCAAAAAUGGCUAUGUACAAUGAUAUUGUCUGUCAUUUAAUUUUCUUUGCUCAAGUUUUCAUGAAUUGAAUCAUUUAUAGGUUUUUAAUAUUAACAUAGCCUCAGAGCAAAGUAGUAUUUGGAUUUCAAAACAGAUUUCAAAAUUGGUAUCAAAUAUAUUGCAGAAUCUUCCAUCUUUUUUCAUAUGCAAAUAUAGAAAAUCUUUGGACUGUGCUAUAACUUGUUUGUUUAGAAUACUGAUUAGCAUAACCAGCUGUCUAAUCAUUACAAAAAUUGGAUUUCAGUAACCAUCAUCCUCUCAUCCAGUAUCUUAUUUAUGCAUAGGUCAUAGAAUCAGUGCAUAAUUUAUAGUGUUGGAUGUAUGUUUGGAAAAUAGUAUGACAAUAAUUAUUGUCUUUUGAAUUGUACUGAGAAUUAACUUUACUGUGUUGCACAGAUUUUGAAUCAAAAUUUUUAUCAUCCUUAAACAGCCUUGUUUUUGUUACUAUUUAUGAUUAGUCUAAUGUGCUAAAGAAUACUAUUUUAAUGCAAAAAAAUGUAUUCAUGGCUAGGAUAAAAAUAUGUAAUGUGAAUUUCAGUUUGCCAAAGAAUGCAUUGCAAUCACCAAAUGUCUACAUAUGUAGCCAUGGACGCACCCACUUCAUAACUGAACAUCACUGCUUCUUUCUUUAUAAAUGUUCUUAUAAAACAAAAUGGACAAUAUGAAAUAUUCGUAUCAAUGCCAUAUCUAAAUCCUUGUCAUAAUACUUUAUGGAGCAAACAGUACAUUUAACACUAUCCUGGUUUCAUGAAUUAUCAUUAAAAACUCUCUUUGUAUUCCAUGUAUGUGAAACAUUUGUAGGAUUUGUUUGACUUUUAAAUGUGCCCUUCUAAAUAUAUCAUAUUACAUUGAGGGUUUUUUAAAGGAAGGAGAUGCAAAGAGGAAGAAUGAAAUAGUAUGUGGUUGUGUCAUAUUCCACCAUAUGUUGUUAUUUCACAAGUUCAGAUCGUUUUCACAAAAGCAGAUUCUUAUUGUUUCGCUAUCCUCUGUCCAGGGUCACUGAAAGCAGGGGAAUGGGUAAACAAUGUUUAAAAUAAAUUUAUUCUUAAAGUA
Messenger RNA from Thamnophis sirtalis, 5837 nucleotides. NCBI's taxonomy places the organism in Eukaryota, Metazoa, Chordata, Lepidosauria, Squamata, Natricidae. The record is from RefSeq and is a predicted model, not a curated record.